Messenger RNA from Jatropha curcas, 1950 nucleotides. Its product is annotated as sugar transporter ERD6-like 16. The record is from RefSeq and is a predicted model, not a curated record. Gene Ontology annotation, cellular component: membrane. NCBI's taxonomy places the organism in Eukaryota, Viridiplantae, Streptophyta, Magnoliopsida, Malpighiales, Euphorbiaceae. Gene Ontology annotation, biological process: transmembrane transport; carbohydrate transport. Gene Ontology annotation, molecular function: sugar transmembrane transporter activity.
AAACUUGUUAAUUAGCAAACUUGUCAAGGAAUUGGAAUGUAUCUAACAGUGGGAAUUCCAAAUUUCGAAUUUAAUUUAAAAAGAAAUUCGUAUAAUUUGAGGGUCUUGCAUCUUUCCAUGCAUAUAUAUGCCCUACCCCAAAGUUGAAAGAUCACAGAAAGUCCUUACUUGCAAGGUUUUUGUCUUUGCUUAUCUCCCCAUAUCUCCUUUUGCUUUAUUUCUUUCAGUUCUUUAGCUGAAAGUUAAGUAUGGAAACUGGGGAACACGAGUUAGAUGUUGAACGAAGAGAAAUCAGAAGCCUUGAAGAUUUGGAAAUACCAUUUCUUCAAUCAGAAUAUAGCAUUUCUGGAGAUCUGGGAAUAUCAUUUCUUCUAUCAGAAUAUAGUACUUCUGAUAGUAAAAAUAAUUAUGGGACUCCCAAUGAAGAGGAAACUACUGGUUCCAUUGGAAUGGUUCUGCUUAGCGUAUUUGUUGCAGUCUGUGGGUCUAUUGAAAUGGGUUGUUGUGUGGGCUAUUCAUCACCCACUCAAUCUGCAAUCAUGAAAGAUCUUAAUCUCAGCACAUCUCAGUACUCAGUGUUUGGCUCAAUAUUACCUAUUGGUGCAAUGUUUGGUGCUUUUACAAGUGGCCGGAUUGCAGACCACAUUGGCCGAAAAGGGGCAAUGAGAAUGUCAGCUGGUUUCUGCAUUGCAGGAUGGUUAGCUGUGUUCUUCUCUGAACAAAAUUUUUCACUUGACAUGGGAAGGUUUGUCACUGGUUAUGGCAUUGGAGUUUUCUCCUUUGUGGUUCCAGUAUUCAUAGCUGAGAUAUCCCCAAAGAAUCUUCGCGGAGGGCUUACAGCCUUAAAUCAGCUCUUGAAUAUUACUGGGGCAUCCACUGCAUUCUUAUUGGGAAGUGUUAUAUCAUGGAGAGCAUUAGCUCUAACUGGUCUUGUUCCUUGCAUUUUUCUGCUUAUUGGCCUGUUUUUUGUUCCGGAAUCUCCUAGAUGGCUGGCAAAAGUAGGCCGAGAUAAGGAAUUCAAAGUUGCACUACAGAAACUUCGUGGCAAAGAUGCUGAUAUUACACGUGAAGCGGAUGAAAUCAAAGAUUCUGUUGAAAUUCUUCAAGCCCUUCCUAAGACUAGAGUUCUUGAUUUAUUCCAAAGGCAAUACAUUUCGGCUGUAUUUAUUGCAGGGGGAAUAAUGAUGUUGCAGCAAUUUUCAGGAAUUAAUGGCAUUGCAUAUUAUACUAGGGAAACUUUUGUGGCAGCUGGACUUUCUUCUGCCACAAUUGGAACCACUGCUUAUGCUUGUGUUGAGGUUCCAGCAACAAUGGUGGGAGCACUGUUAAUGGACAAAUGUGGAAGAAAACCACUGAUAAUGUUUUCUGCAGUUGGAACAUUUCUGGGCUGCUCCAUUGCUGGAAUUUCUUUCCUUCUCAAGUCACACGGCUUGUUGCUCGAAUGGGUACCUGGUCUAGCUGUUGCAGGAUUGCUGAUAUUCAUAUCAGCAUAUGCAAUUGGAAUGGGACCAGUUCCAUGGGGGAUAAUGUCUGAGAUUUUCCCAAUAAAUAUGAAAGGAGUUGGAGGGAGCUUGGUGGUAUUGGUGAACUGGCUAGGUGCUUGGAUAGUUGCUUACACUUUUAACUUUCUCAUUAGCUGGAGUUUCUCAGGUACAUUCUUUUUGUACUCAGCAUUCUCAUUGAUGACUUUUCAAUUUGUGGCGAAGUUUGUGCCAGAAACCAAAGGAAAAACACUGGAAGAAAUUCAAGAAUAUAUUCAUAGAAAUGGAGAAAGAAUAUCCAGUGGAAAAUUAGAAAUUCUGGUGUGAAGAAGAAAGGUCCAAUAGAAGUCAAGAAAUAUAGUUUUAAUUUAAAUUAUUUUCUUAUGUAUUCUCAUAUAUUUAGUUUUAAUGGUUACUAGUGUAAUAAUUUAUUUAUAAUUAAGAAAUAUAAAGAGAUUCAAUUGCAAUG